UCUGGUUUGUAUGAUUAUUCGUGCAUUUUGCAUGUGUAUAUUUAUCUAAUGAUUUCUCUCGUUUAUAUAAAGAAUGUCAUAAAAACAAAGAUAUAUACUAGAAGAUAUGUUUUGCAUAAGAUAUUAUAACAGUCAUAUGCAUUUAAUAGAAUAUAUGAUCUCACCAUAUAAAAGACUGGCUGAUUAUGUACUUUGACCCUAGCUUGCUAAAUUAAAGCUUCAAUCGUAAAUACUAUUUCUUCAGUGUCGUUAAGGUCUCCUAGCCAAUUACAUCAUGUCCGACACCGUAAGCCCAGUUAAAUAUUUUUUAAGUGGAGGUUUUGGCGGAGUAUGUACAGUAUUGGCAGGUCACCCUUUGGACACCAUUAAAGUACGGCUACAAACAAUGACUGUACCAGGACCUAAUGAAUUGCCUCUGUAUUCUGGUACAUGGGAUUGUGCUAAAAAAACUGUCUCCAAAGAAGGAGUACGUGGCUUAUAUAAGGGUAUGGCUGCACCGUUAUGUGGUGUUGCGCCAAUAUUUGCAAUAAGUUUUUUUGGAUAUGGUGUUGGUAAAAGACUGCAACAGAGCUCUCUAGAUGAGAAGCUCAUGACAAUACAAUUAUUUUAUGCUGGCGCUUUUAGCGGAAUAUUUACGACUGUUAUAAUGGCACCUGGAGAACGUAUUAAAUGUCUAUUACAAAUACAACAUGCAGAUGCUAAACCAAAAUAUAAAGGACCUCUAGAUUGCGCAAAACAAUUAUAUCGAGAAGGAGGCAUCAAAAGUAUAUACAAGGGCACAUGUGCUACAUUAUUAAGAGAUAUCCCAGCCAGUGGUAUGUACUUCAUGUCGUAUGAAUAUCUGAAAGAACAAUUCACUCCUGAAGGAGGGAAACUUAGUCUACUGGCUACUAUAGCAGCUGGUGGUUUUGCAGGCAUUGCGAAUUGGUUGGUGGGAAUGCCACCCGAUAUCUUAAAAAGUCGUCUACAAACUGCGCCAGAAGGCACGUACAAAAAAGGAAUACGUGAAGUAUUUGUUAAAUUGAUGAAAAACGAAGGACCUGCAGCACUUUAUAAAGGUGUCGUACCGGUAAUGUUACGAGCCUUUCCCGCGAAUGCAGCUUGUUUUAUGGGCUUUGAAGUUGCGAUGAAGUUUUUAAACUGGAUCGUACCAGGAUUAUAACUACUAUAUAUAUGUGCAUAGAAAUCGCGCGUAAUGCAGUCACAGAAUGUGUAGAAGACACGUCUUGCUAUGUUAUGUCUAUCGUCUUUUUUACUUUGCCACGCGUAUUCCAUGAAUAUAAAUUAAUUCUUUACCGUGGCAGAAAUAAAUUAUCUAAAUUUGUAUUUGUUUCAAAAUAAUCACAAGUGGAGUUCAAAAAGACGACAUAUAAUCGCAAGGUAUUAAGAAUUUAAGAAGUGAAAUAGGAAUCUUAGGCCUGGUUGCACUAACGUUAUUUUCGUUUUAAGUGAGACUUAAAUUAUAUGUCUGUCUUCAUUUAUUUAAAAAGAAAAAGAUAAAUAUAUGUUUAAGUUUUGUUUAAAGCCAAAACAAUGUUGCAACUAGAUCUUAUUAUGCCUAAAAAAGAUAUAUAUUCAAGUUUUUUUACAAUUCAAUCGUACAGAAUUGUUUAACAAACAAACAAAUGAAAGUAAACCAUCAGGGAAUAGGUAUAAUGUUCAUGAUAAAUAUAGUAUUUGUUUUAUUUGGGAUAUAUAUAUAUAUAUAUAUAUAUAUAUAUAUAUAUAUUUUAUAAAGUUUUAAAUUAUAUACAGGGCCGUCGAGAUAAAUCUGGAAACACCAUGUAAAUAAAACAUAAUUAAAAUACAAUGAAAGCAUGAAUAUAUUCGUAUGUAAGUAUCAACGAAUAUAAAAGAAUGAAACUAUGCAAUGUAGCCUCUAUCAGCUUCUACGACCUUCUCGAGCCUGGAUCUAAACCGGCUGUAGACAUACUUAACUUCUUUCUUGUCCAAAUGUGUCAUCACCUUCAUGAUGGCGGACUUCAGAGCAUCUUUGAUGUUGUGAUGUUUUGCAUUGACCUUUGCCUCGAUCACGCCUCAUACGUAAUAGUACAAGGGGGUUGCAAUCACUAUUAGAGGGAGGCCAUAAGUCGGGGGACCAGCGGUAGGGCAAAUUGUUGUAAAGCCAGGCCUGAGUUUUCUUUGCCUUGUGAGCUGGUGCCGAGUCCUGCUCGAACAUAUAUUCCUUUCCAACGGCUAUUUCAUCUAUCCAGGACUUUACAACCGUCUCUAGCACGUUAAUGUAACUGUCGGCUUUCAAAUCCUCCUCGACGAAGAGAUACCAUGAUGUCAUCAGAUCGCUUUUUGUGUAUUGUCCGAUCAGUAGUAACCUUCUCUUUCUUGUUAGACUCUCUGAACUUUUUGGCUAUGGCAUAAACUUGCCAUAGCCAACCACCUACAAAAAGACCUGGCGUCUUUUUGUAGUCAAACCAUGCGAUUAUUUUCGUAAUUUGCUGGUGCGAAGCGUUUAUUAUCGUCUUCCGCUCAUAUUCUCAGCUCACUACUGGUUGUUAAUUGCUCGGUGAUUGUCUCUUGAAUGAUCUUGUCGUGACGUGCCACAAACGCGUUAUGCAUUCAAAAUCGGCGCUGACGUCGUUGCUAUAAGUAAACAAGUUAAAUUUCUGGAUUUAUCUCGAUGACCUUGUGUAUAUAUAUAUAUAUAUAUAUAUAUAUACAUACAUACAUACAUACUAAGUUCCAUUUAUAAACAUAUCAUAUGUUACAAUGUGAUAACGAUUAUAUUCCUGAAAAGUAAUUUGUCGAAGAUUAUAUAUAUAUAUGUAUAUAUAUAUAUAUUCCACACAAUUAUAGAAAAUAUAUAUAAACUUUAAUACUGAAUAAACAUAUAUAUUGUA
Molecule: messenger RNA, 2855 nt
Organism: Odontomachus brunneus
Lineage: Eukaryota; Metazoa; Arthropoda; Insecta; Hymenoptera; Formicidae
Gene: colt
Product: congested-like trachea protein
Exons: 5
Coding region: 275-1162 (295 amino acids)
Biological process (GO): carnitine transmembrane transport; mitochondrial transport
Cellular component (GO): mitochondrial envelope
Molecular function (GO): O-acyl-L-carnitine transmembrane transporter activity
Source: RefSeq, a predicted model, not a curated record